CCAAGAAGGGAGUGAAACCAAAGGCACACUGGCGGAAGUGCUGCUUCCUCGUGCUUCCGGUUGGUACCUGGACCGAAGCUAUAAAAAAGCCAUUUACUUGAAGGUGUGAUGGAUCCUCUGCGGGCUCAGCAGUUGGCAGCUGAGCUGGAAGUGGAGAUGAUGGCUGAUAUGUACAACAGAAUGACCAAUGCCUGCCAUCGUAAAUGUGUUCCUCCUCACUACAAGGAAGCUGAACUGUCGAAAGGGGAAUCCGUGUGCCUGGAUCGCUGUGUCUCCAAGUAUUUGGACAUUCAUGAGCGCAUGGGCAAGAAACUGACAGAACUCUCAAUGCAGGAUGAAGAACUGAUGAAACGGAUGCAGCAAGGGACUGGACCUGCCUGAAGUCCGGCUUCUGAUUCUCCAACCUAUCUCCACACCUUGGGUCUGGACUGGUGUUAAUUCUUGCUUUUGCCAGUAAAACAUCCAUACUGUGUUUCCUCCACCAGCUGCUAAUGGGGGUGAAGCUCUGCCUGCCUUUUUUAGGCCUAAUAAAUGAUUAUGCCUUGUGAAGGAAAACAA
Protobothrops mucrosquamatus (brown spotted pit viper) is the source of this 558-nucleotide messenger RNA. It is a transcript of the gene TIMM10, whose product is annotated as translocase of inner mitochondrial membrane 10. Gene Ontology annotation, biological process: protein insertion into mitochondrial inner membrane. Gene Ontology annotation, cellular component: mitochondrial inner membrane. The transcript has 3 exons. The record is from RefSeq and is a predicted model, not a curated record. Bases 109 to 381 code for a protein of 90 amino acids. Lineage: Eukaryota; Metazoa; Chordata; Lepidosauria; Squamata; Viperidae.